AUGGCUCCGAAACGCCCCAACUUCCUCGUCGUGGUUGCGGAUGACCUUGGCUUCUCGGACAUCGGCUGCUAUGGCGGGGAAAUUCGCACCCCCAAUCUAAACCGCCUGGCUCAGCAGGGCGUCCGGUUUACGGAUUUUCAUGCCGCUGCUGCAUGCUCGCCCACUCGAGCCAUGAUUAUGACUGGAACGGACCAUCACAUCGCCGGUCUGGGAAACCUCGUCGAAUGGACCAACAUUUCCGGCCAGAACGGCCCUAAGGGCUCGCAGAUGAGUACUGCCCCACAGCGCGGCAUGCCUGGCUACGAGGGUUACCUGAAUGAGCGCGUCGCCACACUCCCCGAGGUCCUCCGCGACGCGGGCUAUCACACCCUCAUGUCCGGGAAAUGGCAUCUCGGGCUCACGCCGGAACGCGCCCCCUCUCAACGUGGCUUUGAUCGCUCUCUCGCCCACCUCCCCGCUUGCUCCAACCACUACGCCUACGAGCCUCAGCUACAGGACGCUGACGAAACUCCCACCUUCCUUGAGGCGAGCUACAUCGCCCUGCACAUGGAAGACGAUCAGUACGUCAAGAAACUCCCGGAGGGGUGGUACUCGUCGGAUGGAUACGGGGAUAAGAUGCGUCAGUAUAUCCAGGAAUGGCACGAUCGGAGCGAUGACCGUCCGUUCUUCGCGUAUUUGCCUUUCACGGCCCCGCAUUGGCCCCUCCAGGCCCCUCGCGAGUACAUCGACCAAUACCGUGGCGUGUAUGAUGAUGGCCCGGAGGCCCUCCGUCAGAAGCGUCUCGAACGGCUGAAGGCCCUCGGGAUGAUCCGCGACGAUGUUGAGGCGCAUCCCGUCGACGCGGAGGAAGUCAAGCCCUGGGAGGAGUUCACGGCUGAGGAGAAGAAGUUGUCCUGCACGGCCAUGGAAGUCUUCGCGGGAAUGGUGGAGUGCAUUGAUGCCAACGUUGGCAAGGUUGUCGAUUAUCUGACUGAGAUCGACGAGUUGGAUAACACCUUUGUUUGCUUCAUGUCUGACAAUGGCGCCGAGGGGGCGGCCUAUGAGGCUUACCCCAUGGUGCAGAGCGGGGUCAUGCCUCAUCUCCAGAAAUACUACGACAACUCACUUGAGAACCUCGGCAACUACAACUCCUUCAUCUGGUAUGGCCCGCGGUGGGCGCAGGCCGCCACUGCACCGUCCAGGCUGUACAAGGCCUUCACGACAGAGGGCGGAGUGCGCGUGCCUUUCCUUGCACGGUUCCCGUCCAGUGUCACGGCGGGGGAUCAUGUCCGCAAUGGCGGGAUCACGGACCAGUUUGCGACAGUGAUGGACCUGGCGCCGUCGAUUCUUGACAUGGCGGGCGUGACGCACCCGGCACCGACGUAUCAGGGGCGGGAGAUUGUACAUAUGCGCGGCAAAUCGUUCUACCCCUGGGUUGCGGGCGAGAAUGCGCGGAUCCAUGACAAAGAUUUUGUCCAGGGGUGGGAGACGUGCGGGCGGGCGGCACUGCGGUUUGGGGACUGGAAGAUUGUGUAUAUCCCGAAGCCGAAGGGGCCGGAGCGGUGGCAGCUGUAUAACCUGGUGGAGGACCCGGGAGAGAUCCAUGAUCUGGCGGAUCAGCAACCGGAUCGGCUGGCGCAGCUGCUGAAGCUCUGGGACCAAUAUGUGAUCGAGACCGGGGUGAUCCCUUUGAACCCGGAUCUCGGCAAUUUCUUGGAGGCGACGGAGGCGCAGAUGCCGGAGAAUGCGUGGAUGGAGUAUGACUAUUGGAAGAAGGGGGCGAGGGAUGAGCCCGAGAAGUUCAUGAGAAAGCCCCCCCGGUUUCAGCGGGUGGUGAAGCAGUUUUAGCUGGCUGGCUGGCGAACUCGAUCCAAUCCAAUUCAUGUCUCAUUCAUUAGUCUUGGUGAGCCUGCCCUGUUACGGUAGCUAUGUAGGUAUUUGC
Aspergillus heteromorphus CBS 117.55 is the source of this 1921-nucleotide messenger RNA. Its product is annotated as arylsulfatase. The transcript has 2 exons. Bases 1 to 1827 code for a protein of 608 amino acids. Gene Ontology annotation, molecular function: arylsulfatase activity. The record is from RefSeq and is a predicted model, not a curated record. Lineage: Eukaryota; Fungi; Ascomycota; Eurotiomycetes; Eurotiales; Aspergillaceae.